Messenger RNA from Protobothrops mucrosquamatus (brown spotted pit viper), 1172 nucleotides. RefSeq names its product COMM domain containing 8 (gene COMMD8). The transcript has 5 exons. The record is from RefSeq and is a predicted model, not a curated record. Lineage: Eukaryota; Metazoa; Chordata; Lepidosauria; Squamata; Viperidae. Bases 45 to 572 code for a protein of 175 amino acids.
AUCCAGGCAGACCCGCCGGGACUCUUGCGCGUGCGCAGGAGAAGAUGAAGCUUUUGGAGAAAUUGCCGGAGGCCGAGGCGGCGAAGUUCCUUCACAAGGUCGUCGAUGGGCUGUGUGGCUACGCUUUCCCUCGGCACCAGGACUAUAACACUAUUUGGGACUUAAGAGAAUGGAUGGAGGCUCUAGAACAAACGGCCUCGUACUUCAGGAAAACCGUUGGAAAAGACCUUUCUGAUGAAGAGGCUGCUCGGCCAUUGGCUGAGUUAAAUCCCGACACUCAAAAAGCAAUGCUGGCUUGUUUGAAAGGCAGGAAACCCGAUAUCAGGCAAGCCCUGAUUGGAAAAACAAAUGCUAUUUGUUCCUCCCAGCUCUUGAAUUUUGACUGGCAACUCAAGCUUGCGCUUUCUAGCGAUAAGUUGUCCAUGCUCCAGAUGCCGCUUUUAAACCUGGAUCUGGAUUUGUCUAGAGAUGGUGACCUCAAAUAUAUCUCUGUUGAAAUGAAUAAAGAGGAAUUACAGGCUCUCAUAAAUGCCUUGGAAGCAGCAAACAAGGUUGUUUUGCAACUGAAAUGAGCCCAAUCUCGGAAUUUCCCGGUGAUGUUUAUUCUAAAAUGCAAAAGGAUUUUUUUUCCCCCCCUGAACUGCAAAAUUCAACACAUAAACGAAGACGGAGAAUUUUAAUGGCAAGUUUAACAAAGACUCAAACUGCUAAUGGGCAGUAGAUCAAAAUCAGUUAAGUACAUUUAGGCUAAAUGCCCAAAAUGUGUCAUAGAAGAAAGCUUGGACUGUUGCAGUAUAUCUGAAAAGUUUUGACGGUGCUGAAAAUUCACUCGAAUUCAUAGGAACAUCAGCAAACAUUGUGUCAAAUUAUUCGGCGCAAAAGAAAAAGAAUUUUUUUUCCCCAAUUUGCUUUGGAUUUGUUAAAACAAUUACGUACGUUGACUACCAUCUGACUGUCAGAUUUGAAAUGAAAUAAUUCAUUUCUAACCUGCCUAAGAACCAUGUUUUCUAGUAGAAAUGUUUUCUAUCUACAAAUAAAAGGGAGCAUCUCCACUUAAGAACAUCAGUUUAAAAGCGACAUUAGGAACACUCCCAUUCAUGUCAAGUGGGCUUACAACAUUAGAGUAAAUACUUGUAGGUGGGGAAAAAAUCAAUAAAUGUUUUUAAAACUGA